Plasmodium knowlesi strain H is the source of this 10131-nucleotide messenger RNA. Its product is annotated as rap guanine nucleotide exchange factor, putative. NCBI's taxonomy places the organism in Eukaryota, Apicomplexa, Aconoidasida, Haemosporida, Plasmodiidae. The coding region runs from base 1 to 10131 and encodes 3376 amino acids. The record is from RefSeq and is a predicted model, not a curated record. The transcript is spliced from 2 exons.
AUGAGGAAGGAAAAUAUGGAUGACCUGGAAUCGAGAGCAAUAGAAAACAUCCACGAUUACCUGAAGGAAUGUCUGGACAGAAACAACUGCAAGGUUGAUCUGGCGGGGGCACGAGAAGAUAUAAAUGACGUCUCUCUGAUACACAGCUCGUUAAAAAAGUAUGUCGUGCGACUAGUCAACAUAAAUAAUUUCAUCAAGCAAGAAAAUUACUUUUUGAAAAAAAAAAAUGAGCAACUAAUUAAAAAAUGCAACGAAAGGGAUGCUUUCGAUUUUUACAAAAAUGAAAAAGGGACUCGCAGGGUGCAUAGAACUCAUGAGCCGAUCCAGACGCACGGGACGCAUGCCAUGUGCAUGAAUGAAAUGCACAAACUGAGUGACGAAAACGAGUUUAUAAAAUACAAAUAUGAACAAAUGCUUCGGGAAAACCUCUCCCUGAAUGAAAAUAACGCACAAAUGAACAACACCCUGCUAAACAUGCACAAACAUGAACCACACACAAAUGGGGAAAACAGAAAGGUGAAAAUAGAAAAUGCAUUUCUAAGUCAAAGCCCCAAUCAACUAUGGCCACAUCAAGAUGAAGGACGAAACAUCUUGGGGAGGAGAAAUGAAAUAGACGGGAACACACAACCAUCUCAGGUAAACUACAUGACGUUUGAACAAAAAAUAAAUAAAAUUCUCAAGUGUACAAGAAUUCUGGAAGAUAUUUUAUCCAUGCUUAAUAAAAAUUUUAAAUAUGAUGAACCACUUAUGUUCCAAAAGAAGAUGAAUCUGAUGGAAGUGGAAAAAGCAGAAUUAAUAAUGCAGAAUGAUUUUUUAAAAGAAAAAAUUUUACAAAUAGAAACCUUCAUUUUGAAUGAUCCUUUUUUAGUGGAAAAGUUUAACUUCUUCUACGAUUCCGCUUCCUUCAAUUUAGAUCCUUCGAUAAGGGAUAACCUCGAGUUGUACAAAAAUAAUAGUACAAAAAUGAUGUUCCAUAAAUUACGCCGCUCGCAAAGUACAAAUGCAGAUCUGAAACAACAGUUAUCAAGUGAAAAGAAGAAAUCUCUUAUUUACCGAACGUACAUGUAUGACAUGAGGGAAAAAUUAAAGGAUCACCUAAGUGAACUGCUCAAAUUGAACAAAGACCAAAAUAUGAACUACUAUAAUUUGCAUCAAUGCAAUGAUUCGAUCCACCAUUUUAGUGAAAACGGGAGUUCAGUCCCGUGGAAAAUGUUCUAUGAUCAUAGAAAUAAUCAGGAAGAAGACGAACUUUCAAGGAGGGAACACCCAGAAUAUUACAACUAUCUGUCUGAUUUGAGUACACCAAAUUUUUAUCGCUUGUUUAAAAUUAAUAGCUCCAAAAUUGACCAUAAUGAGAAAAGAUUGACCCAAUCGUGGAACCGGAUUAGGGAGCUGAACCAGGACGCCCGUUGCUUCCAGAAGAGGAGAUUUGAACAGAUUUGCAGACAAUACGAAGACGAUGCCAUUCUGGCCGAGCUAGAAAAUGACAUGCAAAAUGAAGUAUACUACUUUAGAAUAAAAAAAUUAAUAAGCAUGAGGAAGAAGGAAUUGGAUGGAAUGCUACAAUCGGGAAGACGCCAACUGGCUAGCCAAAAACGAAAGGACAGCAGCAAAUUGAGGAAUGAAAUGUACUUAAAUCGUAUGGAAUACAAGGAGGCACUGCGUAAAUGGUUAAGAAGUAAGGAAAAGACAUUACACACAAGUGACAAUCAUAGGAACACCCACCUCAAGGAUGACCUCCCCAGUGGGAACAGAAAUAUUGACCAAUUGAACCUCUACAUUAAGCGAAAAAUCAGUUAUCAGUUCGUAAAAUACAAACACAUCUACGAGUAUUUCGUACAAAAUAAAGGUGUUUGUAAAAAACAGAUAAGCAAAGAAAAAUUCAUUAAUUUUUUUAACAAGCAUAUUCUGCAUUUGCAAAAUUGUGACACUGCACAGUGCAGUUAUAGGGGGACUCCUGGCGAUGGAGAAAGGAGGAUCAUUAAAUCAUGCCAGAAGGGGAAAGUCUCCCAUAACGAUGAAUCCAACAAAAAAAGGGGAAGUGCUUAUGUGGAGGAGGACAAUACUCAGUAUCAUGACGUUACACUAGAGGAUCAUGGAAGGAGGGGUAGUCACCAUUCUGAGGAGAGCACCCUGAGGAGUUAUCGCCCCCGUGUGGAGCCGAUCGAAGCCGCAGGAAGGAAGAAGGGAGAUGCUAAAAGGGAAAAACAGAGGGAAGCCAAAGGAAGAAAACAGCGGGAAAUAAAAGCAGUGGAGGAGAAGCAAAGGAAAAUAGAAGCAGAAAUGGUGAGACAGAGAAAAAUGGAAAAAGAAAAGCAAAGAAAAAUGGAAAAAGAAAAGCACAGAAAAAUGGAGAAAAAGAAGCAAAGAAAAAUGGAGAAAAGAAAGCAGAGGGAAAUGGAGAAAGAUAAACAAAGGGAAGAAGAACGAGCGAGCAAUGUGGACAGAGAUCCACCCCACACUGAGAAACAAGCGGGCGAGGAGGAGAACCAUGACAAGAGCAACAUCCAUAUCGAACCCAGUAGUGAUAAUAGCCAAGAGGAAAAAAUGGGAAGAGAAAAUUUAAAAAAAAAUGACCAAAUGUCAGAAAAAUUCUACAUGCCUGAAGAGCAUCCCAGGAGACAUGACUCCUCCCUAGAGGCGUUAAUAAAUACUAUUAAAAAUAUAAAUAAAAAUAAAAUACAGGAAAAUAUGACCAGUAAAAGUAUAGAAGAUUUGUUUACUUCUACCAAUUCGAUGGAUGAAAGGGAUCAAAGCAGUCUUAUCGAGGAGUCCCCUCAAAAGGAGAGAAGAGCAUCGAAUUUUAGUAAAAAGGAUAGCAGCCAACGUAUAGUAGAGUCCAUGAAAUCGAGUAAGUCAUUGGAUGUAGAACCAAUCGAAGGGGAAAUAAACAAAGGUGAAGGAGGAGCAAGUGAUCUUGAAGAAUUUAGUUUCGACCACGUCAAAUCAGAUACUUCCAACUCAGUUGAUGAGGAAGACGAGAAGAAGAGCCAAUUUUCUAAUUUAUCAAUUGAACCGGAGAAGGAGGAUCACAUCGGGGGAGAAGAUAAUCCAGAAAGGGUUGUCAAUCGGGGUGAAUGGGAAAAUCACGUAGGUGCCACGGCGCAGGUUCCAGCAAGACUAAGCGUUAAGCAGAAGACUAUCGUUGGCGGAUCGGUCCCCCUAGACGAAAUUAAGAGAGUAAACACCAUGAGGGGUGUAGGCGUGUCAGAAUUAAUACACCCGGAGGAGGAUGCGCAAAAGGAGGAAUUCGAAAGUGGACCGGGAAAAGAUAGCCAUGAAGGGGAGCUACGAAAGGAUGAUGUUUUAGAUGAACCUAAUAGAGACUCCGACCAAAAUGAACUUCCCCCAAAUGUUGAUCAGAGUGAAAUCCCUCCAAACGUUGAUCAGGGUGCGUCUCCCCCAGACGAAGAAAUCAUGCACAGUAUCCGAGCAACGGACAAGAGAGAGAAACCACCCCCUAAACCCUUCUACAAUGAGAACUUUCUCGAAUCCGGUAGCGAAUACUCUGAACAUGAUCUCUUCGACAACAGCAAAUAUGCUAAUGUAAAAAUUCAGGCGUUCAGACAAAUGCUUCAUCUGCACGAUAAGAACGUAUACACCUUUUUCAUGAAUCUAAUUGUGCAUAGCAAGAUUAACCUAGUGAGAGAUUACAAAAAUAAGGUUUUCAACGCGAAGGUAAUGGCAGGAGAUAUAUUAGAGUACCUUUUAAAAAACUACUUCGAAGCGGAUAAGUCUAGUGUCAAGGGGGAAGUGAGAAAAGAAGGUUCACACAUGCAAGGACACCUAACCGAAGUGGAAUUAAAACACAUUAACGAGUACAUAUGCAACAACAGCAAUAGCUCUUCUCUAAAAACACUAUAUCAUAAGAUUCUCUUUCUGAAUAAUGAAAAUUACGAAAGUUUCAAAAAUCGUCUGUUGGAAGGUGGAGUGAUAAACCUAAUUAACCUUUUCCAGGAUGAAGACAUUAGCAACUUUGACAAAAUAUUCGACGUUUCUUUUGUUAACUUCUGUGAUAUUGUGGGAAUAUCGAAGGAUACAUGCACAUACCAUUUUAACCGUAUGGACAAAAACUACAAAGGGAAGAGAUACAUUUAUUUGAGGCACAUAUUUCGUUAUCUGGAGGUGGAAAGAGACAUGAAAGAGGAGUUACACAAAUACAACUUCAUUUCCAUGCAGAAAAAAAAUUUAAUUUAUAUUCAUAUUAGCGAAUCUUUUGAUAACGUAAAUGAGUUUUUCAAAUCUGUGGAGAAAAAAAAUAAGUUGUACAUCAGUGUGAACGAGUUUAUUUAUUUCUUUUCCGAAAAUGAGAAAAUGAGGGUGCACUCUUACACCCAGGAGGAUGUGAUCUCGUUGUAUUACUCUAUCCUCUUUUAUGUGUACUACACGAAUAAAAACAAGGUAUUACAGACGUUAGAAUUUUGUGGGGAGAAGAAGGGGGGAGAAGAAAAUGACCCUCAGAAGACGGGUCCAACUGGGCAAAAUGAUAAUAACAGGAAAGAGUCACCGGGGGCAAACACCUCUGUUGGUACAAAUCCACUUGUUAAGGAAAAUGCAGAAAACAGAUUAAUCCCGGAUGAUGGAUACAAUUAUGUUAAUCAAAAUUUGUCCCAGUACAAGGAGUAUUUUUCCCUGGACGAUUUUAAUUUUGCCAUCGAGCUGAAGGAUCUUUACUUUUACUUCGAGGGGUCUGAAUGCCCCUUUUCUAAAAUAAAAAGGAGGAUUGUGGAGAUUUACGGAUCAGUGAAAAAGGGAUUGAUAAUCAACCACGAGACAUGCAAUAACGAGAGGGAUACAGAUGACACGAGUAGCACCCAGAGCGAUAAAGACGAGAAAUCAGACCUCGAUUCGGACCUGCAGCUUGAUUCCUUCCAAUUGUUCAUGCGAAACAGGUACAGGUACAAGCACUGCGACCGGGUUUUUUUCCACGAACGAGAGGCAAAGAAGGGGAAACAGGAAAAAUCAGCCAAGGUGGGAAAAGUAACGAAAUUGGAUGGAGAAGACAAAGCUGACUCACUACAGGAGGAAGGAACAGUUCCCCCAAUAAGCAAAAAAACCUUCAUGUGCCUGAUGUACAACAUAGGGAUACAUGUGAACCACUGCUUAACCCUGUGGAAGAGCUUCGCCCCCUUUCUGGAGUAUGAAAAGUUGGACUACAAAAUAUUUUGCGGAUUUUUAAACGGGAAAAUAACCAUAGAGAGUCACGAAACGGAAGAAGGCAUCAAAGGAAUUAAAAACAAACUAAUAAACACCAAGGAAGAGAAGGAAGUGGACCCCAUGUGCAACUACAAGAACAGACUCGGGGGAACUAUCUGCCCUUGCUUACUAAGCAACUUAAACGAAAAGGAUUCAACACAGCCGCUGACGAUUGACGAAAUAGAGGUUCUGGUACAAGUGUUGAAUCAUGUCACCCCGUUUAAUUUUUUGGACAAAAAUGAAAAAAAAAAUUUCAUACAAAAUUUAAAAAAAGAAUGUUUUAAAAAGGGCUACGAUUUUAUCUCCCUAAUGGGGAGAGAUGUAAAAAUUGGAGAAAAAGAGGAAAUAUCCAAAGGGGAAGCAACGGGCAAUUUCUACCAAAACAACACCAUCUUUAUCCUGUUGAAUGGAAUUUUAAGACACACCACAAAGGCUAACUCCUUCAUAAACAGCAUCAACGUGAUUGACAGGGUCAACAUGCACUCCUACACGGCACACACAAAUGUAGCCUUGAUUGAGGUAAAUAAGGAGCUAUACACGAAGGACUUCAUAAAUCUAGUGGAACAGAAAAGAGAAGUUUCGGAAGAAUUUAUGACGAUUAUCAAUGAUAUACCAAUUUUAAAAAAUUUCCCAGAUGCCAUAAAAAAUAGCCUAUCCAUGAAUGUUCAAAAAUGUAAAUAUAAAAAAAAAAAAGUUAUCAUAAGACAACAUGAUGAUCCUACUCACUUUUACAUACUGAAAGAAGGGGAAAUACAUUUUUACUGUAAUGGUGUGAUGAGCACCCCUGUGAAGGUCAUUUCUAGAUGCUCAUUUUUUGGGGAAGUAUCUCUCAUAUUUAAUACUCUGAGAACGUGUGACGCGGUGGUGGAGUCGGAUGUAGCUCACUGCUAUUGUAUUUCGAAGGAGUAUUUUCUUUCCCUCUUGAAUAAAGAAAUUGUGAAAGAAUUCGUGGAAUAUUUCCGAACCCAUUACACGGAGGGUAUUCAGCACAUCAUUAAGAAUUACUCAAGUGGAAACAUAGGAGCGGAAGGAACUCCUUUUGAGGAAGACAACAAUGGAGGGAAUCACCCCAAAGGAGCAAACAUCCUGCAGAAGGUACCCUCGGAUGGAGGGGAAAUUCCAAUUGAUAUCAAAAAAUCAAGUUCGAGGAUAUACACAAAGCAGCUCUCCACAAUUGGUACCCUAAGUAGAAAGUUCUCCUCAGUAGCCUUGUCAGCAGACAACAUCACGCUGGACGUGGAAUACAUCAACCAAAGCAACAUCGGCUCAUUCUACAGUGACUUGGAUAAAAUUCUGCUGAAAUUUUUCAACACAGAACAGAAAUAUUUUGUGGAAGAAAUGGAAUCCCACUUGAUGAAAGUUAAGGUAUUAAAAGAUGUACUAAACAAAAUGAAGGAUAAAAAAGCAUUUCUUAAGCAUCUGAAAUGGGAAAAAUGUCCUAAGGGGAAACACAUAAUAUUGGAAGGAGAUUUCUUCGACAAAUUUUACUUUGUUAAAGAAGGAGAAAUAUCCGUACAACAAUUUAAUCAGUACAAAAAUGUGUAUGAGGAAAUAUCCACCGUGAAGAAGAAUCAAUACUUUGGUCAUCAGUUAAUUAUGGAUAGGACAAAGUCUUCUUUCAUUGCGGUGGCUUCCGUGGAUACAGAACUGUACACGUUAGAGGCAUCCUUGUAUGAGCAAUUCCUUGCCCCCUUUAUCGACACGCUGAAUAAAAAAAGUGAUAUUAACCACACGGAUGAGCUAACAGAGAGUAUAAACAACCGCGUGAUGAUGAUGAAGAAGGACGACGAAUUUGUAAUAAAAGUAAUAAGAAUCCUAAAGAAGGUAAGUGUAGUUCAGAAGUUAAAUGACGACCAGAUGUACAAUGGUGCCAAACAUUUCAAUUUUAAAUUCUUCAGAAAAGGAGCAGUCAUAAUAAGGAAUAACGACCACCCUGACCAUUUUUACAUAAUCAAAAAGGGAAUUGUUUCCGUUAAAGUGGACGACAAAGAGGUGGAAGAUGUUGUUAAUCAAAUGAACAAUGUACACAGUACGGAUAACCAACAGGAGGACCGAUCUACACUUACAAAUGGAAGGAAAAAAUCAGUGUACUUGUACAAGUAUGACUACUUUGGAGAAUUAUCUAUUAUAAAUAAUCAGCUAAGAACUGCCACCUGUGAAGCUCACACAAAUUGCUACCUACUAGCCAUUGACAAGCUUUCCUUUAUUGAACACUUUGGAAUAAUAUUUAAUGAACUGUUGCAGGAAGCAGACAUAAGAUACACGAAAAAUUACACCCUACCGCCGUGGCUCAAGUCCAUGUAUGGUAAUGGUGAGAUUAAUGAAGAAUUUCACUCUGUGUCGAUGAAGAUCCCCGAACUGGGGAGCUCCCUCAGUAGCAUUUCGGAUGAUAGCAACGAGAUGUUCAGUUUCGAGAAGGAGAUAAAUGCCAAGCUAAAGAGGGAGAAGCGCAACAAGAGGAAAGGACGGGGAAAGCUAAAAGACCAUAACGCAUAUAAUGCAAAUGACGAAAACAACGCAGAUGAUGCAAAGAACGAAGACAUGGAUGAUGACCCCCUUGCGGAAAGUGAAAACGAUGUUGAACACGCCACAUCCCAAAACCUCUCCACCAAGCGCAGCCUAAGCAUUGUGAACAACGAAGACAAGAUUAAAAAAAUUAAGGAAGAGAAGAGGCAAAAAAUGGAAGAAAUUAAGCAGAAAGAAUUGAAAGUCUUCGAACGGAUAAAGCAGAAGGAAGAGAGAAAAAUCAAAGCCUUGAUGAAGAAAAAGGGAAUAUUAAUCCCCGGAAAUGUCGCAAAGAAAGAAAUAAUCCUUGCUCAACCUAGCAGCAAUACGAGGGGUGAUCAGGAAGAGGGAGGCGCAUCGGAGAAAGAGGAUGAGACAAAAAUGAUAAGCGUAAACCCUGAAUCAAAAGAGAAGGAAAAACAGAACCAAACGAAAGAUAAUAAGGAAGCAAACUCCAUUCAACAUAAAUCAUCGAGCAUUUUAAAAAAAAAAAUGAGUCCAGCUAACUCUUCCGAACUGAAGAUAGACAAAAUGGUGAAGAAGCUCCUGGGGGUUAUCUGCUCAGAAUACAAUUCCAUUUUUCAUUUUUACGAAUGUAUAGACAAGUUCAACACUGGAUAUAUAAAAUACAACGACUUUGUAAAUUUUAUCAUGUCCCAACAUUUGGAGGAGUUAUUCGAAGGCAGAGACAAUAUGGAAAGUUUGUUCAAGUACCUCUGUGAUGAAAAGAGCAUCUUAACAUUAACACAGUUUUACAUAAGUAUGUACAAAGAUAAGCAAAUCGACAUGUACUCACUAAACUUACGUCUGUGCGAAGUUUAUGGAAGCAGUUUGUUAGCGUUUAAGAAGAUAGUUCCUCAGUUCAACACACAGGAUGAUAGUCUUUGUAGCUUUUCCAACUUUGAAUUAGUGUGUGAUAGCGUAGGAAUCAGCAAAAGUAAUAUAAAAAAUAUAUGGGAUGAGAUUAACAUAAUGAAUGAGGAGCAGAUUCCCCUAGAAAUUGUAUUUAGCAUUCUGAAUGGAGAAGUUUCCGUGGAACAAGCCUACAUAACUUACAAUGAGAAAAAGUCGCUACUAAAUCAGGUGGUUCACUUUUUCCAAGGCAAUGAAGAAGACAUAACAAAAAUGAGUACCCAAGUUUUGGAAACAACUUUUAAAAUAAAUUACGAAGAACCAAUAAUAAUCAAUAAAUGUCAUCAUAAAUCCUGUUCUAAGGAAUGUCAAGAGUUGGUAAAAUUGUUGCAGUCUGAUAUACAUUUUAAAUACUUAACAAUGGACCAGAGAAUAUUCUUUUCCACAUUAAUGAAUCGGAAGGUUAUGAAUUCGGGAGAUGUGCUAACCAACCAAGGGGAUUAUGAUGCGCCUAUUAUAUUCCUCUACCAAGGGACUGCCAACAUAAUUAGCCAGAACAUUUUUGGAAUUGAAACUGUCAUUAGAGAGAUUGAAAAUUAUGAGCUCUAUGGCUGUUAUGAAGCUAUUGAAGGAACACCGGCAGAUUAUCAAGUAAAAAUAACCUCCGAUAAUUCUGUCGUCUGGAUCCUAGACAGAUCAUCCUAUAGAGAUAACUUAAAAGACAUGCUAGAAGAAAGAAAACAAAACUGCUUACAUAUUUUUGCCUUACUUAAAAAUGUACCUAUUUUGAGAUACUUCCCAGAGGAAACACUCCACAAUCUUUCCUACGCAAUGAAGGUUGAACAUUAUCAGCCUAACCAUACAAUCAUAAAGGAGAACACACAUGAUGAUAAGUUUUACAUCAUAUGUAAAGGUCUAGCAACUGUUGAAAAAAAUUCCGAAAUUAAUAAGAACAGACUUAUUCUGUCGACCCUUCGAAGAGCAGAUUACUUUGGAGAAAUGGCCCUAAUAAAAAAUAUCAGACGAACUGCGAAUGUCGUUUUAGACACGCAAACAAUUUUGUUAUCUCUUGUUGAUGUUGAAUUCCAUAGAUUGUUAACUCCCUACUUUGAUCAAUUUUUAAACAGAGCUAAAGCGAACUAUAAGAAAUUACACCUGAACAUUGAACUCGUCCCCGCGGAAAUUGCGAAAAUUAGCAGCAACCCCAAUAUUGGGAAUGUUUCCUUAGGGAGAGGCGCAAAGAAAAAGGUAACCAUACAAGGAUUUGACGAGGGGGACAGUCCGGUGGAAGAUCCAUGGGGUAAGAAAAAGGGCGAAGUCAGCUUCGUACAAUCUGCCGAGGAAACACCACCACUGGACGGGGAAGCAACACAGCGAAGCAGGGACAAUCAAGAGGGGGAUAGAAAAAAGGGAGAUCACAACAAGCACAGUGGCAAGGCUAAAGAUAAGGGGAUGAGUAGAACUAAGAAGGGGAAAGAGCACCGUUUGCAGAGGAGGCAUGAAGAAGGGGCAGAGGGUACUGAAAAGAAGAGAGAGAGAAAAAAAAAAAUGCACACACAUGAGGAAGUUCCAAGAUGA